Molecule: messenger RNA, 874 nt
Organism: Paramormyrops kingsleyae
Lineage: Eukaryota; Metazoa; Chordata; Actinopteri; Osteoglossiformes; Mormyridae
Source: RefSeq, a predicted model, not a curated record
GAGCAGCAAGCUAACUUUCCUCAUUAGUGUUUAUUCGGGACGGGGCAGAGAAGCAGCCGAAUUGGUACAUCUUCAAUUUGAAGUUUUUCCCCAGCACUUCGUACUGUUUUUGUGUUUUUCCAUCAUGCCCCGCAAGCCCCAGGCCUGCCCGCUUUGCCGGGCUGUCUACAAGAACGUUUCGGUCCACCUCCGUGCCGUGCACAAGGUGGACAGCAACGCAGAGAGGAGGCUGCUGAACUCCUUGUCGUCGGGCAGAUUUGCCGGGCCGAUAGAUUGCCCCGUGCCCCUCUGCCCGGCGACAAACCUCAGCCGAAUUGACCGCCACCUGAAGCUGCGGCACUCGCUGGACGGCGACGAGCUGAAGCGGCUGAUUGCGAUCGCCAAGAAGGCGGCGGCACGAAGGUCGUUGCACGACUUGAGAGGCGCACGCAAGCAGAGGGAGGAUGAGAUGGCACGGCUGAAACGGCGGCUCCGACGCCUGGAGAAGGAGGUGGCCAAGCUGAAAAGGCAAAGCUCCUCUGUGCCUCAGGGGUCGGGAUCCUGGUCACGUUCGCAGCAUUCUGGCGGUCGGCAGUCUCGGAGCGAGGAGGGCGACAUGCCAUCCCUCAGCUGCAGACGGCGACGAUCAGCUCCUGUGCUCGUCACCACCUCCUCCUCCUCAGAUGAGGUGGUCACCACAGCGGUCCAGCUCUCCGGGGAAGGCCCCAGUGGCGCCACAUGUAGUCAGGGUGGCACUGCCCAGGUGGAGGGAGACCUGGGGGCACAUGGCACGCAGCCAUCGUGUAAGGUGGUGGUUGUCCUCCAGCAGCUGGAGCAGGAGGAGGAGGAGGAGGAGCAGCAGCAGCAGCAGCAGCUGGAGGAGUCGGAGUUUGAA